Messenger RNA from Penicillium lagena, 2706 nucleotides. RefSeq lists its product as uncharacterized. The record is from RefSeq and is a predicted model, not a curated record. The coding region runs from base 1 to 2706 and encodes 901 amino acids. The transcript has 4 exons. NCBI's taxonomy places the organism in Eukaryota, Fungi, Ascomycota, Eurotiomycetes, Eurotiales, Aspergillaceae.
AUGGCCUCUCCCGCUCCUCCUGACGGCGCUUCCGUCGGCUCACCCUCCUCAUCUCUCUACUCUUCUCCUCCUCCGCCUGUAGUCCGCCGAAAGCCUCUGCCCCAGCAUGCCGAUCUAGGGAUUACUAUUGCUCACCCCUCUCCUCCUUCUUCCAUCCCUGAUAAUAACCCUACUUCCCCCCCUUCCACUACCACCCUCCCUAGAUCGCCAUCCCCCGUGGAGGGAGCCUUUUCGACAUCACCCAACCCCAAUCGAUUCUCACGCGGCGCAUACCCACCGCAACCCCUACGAAUCGACACUGCUGCCUCGGCGUCCUUCUUACACUCUGUGAUCGAGGACGAGGAGGACGACGACGACGACCAAGGGGCCGCCGACUACUUUGACAACAGCUACGAACAUCAAUUUACGAAUGGCACCUCACUGCACAGUCGUCUUGUGAGCGAACCCUUCAUUCCGGUUCUCAACUCUCCCCCUCCAACCCAAAGGCGGGCGACUACUAUGGCCUUACACCCGCCUGGGAGCCGACCACCACCACUUCAUAUCGACGUGGACGGACGGCCGCCACCUCCAAUGAGCGCGGUCGAUCCCAGACAACCCAAAACACCCGGAAACAAAAUCAGUUCUUUCUUUGGCUGGAAAGGUGCUACAUCUCCCGGAGCGGAAUCGUCCAGUACCGAGAUUUCAGAUACUGGCCGCUCACCCCUAUCAUCUCCAAUGCCUCCUCUAGCCAACGUACCCAUCAAAGCCCCCUCUCCCUACGACACCAAACCUAAUGGCUUCCACCCGCCAGUACGCAACAAUUCAAACAAAUCCUUAGGCGAUGCCAGCGUUCAGGACAGUGUAUAUGCGUCCAAGUUUGCGGACCUCGAAAAUGAAUUGCGAGAAAUCAGUUCUGAGCUGGCGGGCUCCAUCCGCCGAGAAAUGGAACUCGAAGACCUGGUUGAACGACUGCAGUCUGAAGGACCAGAUGCCAAUCGGCGUACCAGUGACUAUUUCUCCGACUCUGGAACCAGCAGCUCGAUCCGCUAUGCUCUAGACUCCGGGCAUACCGAAGAUGUCGAAAAGAUUCGACGGCAACAUGAACAGGAACGAGCGCAGCUAAAGGUUGAACUGGCCCAGAAGCUACAAGAUGAACGGUCACAGCGGACGGCAUCCGAGUCCCAUGUCCAGCUCCUGGAGAGCCAAGUGCAACAACUUCGACGCGAGAGAGUAGACUUAUCCGAUCUAUCAUCCAAGACCCGGGAACUCGAGACUGCCCUCGAAAACACGCGUCGGAAGCUGAUUGAAGAGCGGCAAUCCAAGGACAACUUCGAGGAUCUCCUGACUGCCAUGAGGGUCGAGUUGAACCAACUCCGAGACGACCGUGAUCAGCUUCGGGAUGGUGACACUCCACAGGCCGUGGCCACCCGUUUGAUGGAAGAGAAUGAAGCUCUCAAAAUUGAGAACGCCGCUUUGGCCCAGUUACAGGGCAGCCGAUUUGCCUCCAUUUCGGAAGACGGCGCGGCUCCCAAGCGGAACUCAGUCUUCGGCGGCCUCGGGCGGUCGAACUCCGUCGCACGCAUGCCUGGCAAAUCUGGUGGCCUGUCUCGAUCCAACUCUGUGACGGGUGUCAAGGAGAGCCGCGAGUCCUUGGUUGAGAAGGUCAAGGAGAUCGAAACACAGCGAGACGCGCUUCACCGGUCAUUACGAAGCCUUCUUGACCGCCAGGCGUUCCAGGCCCGCGACUUCGAGAAGCGCAUGCGGAUUCUGGAACUAGAGCUGAUUCGGACUCAGGGCUCUGCCCCUCCGCGCAGACUCGGCUACGAGAGGGAGGUACGCUACCUACGAGAGGAGGUGAGCCACCUUCGCCAGCGCGCGGAAGAUGCUUUGGAUGGCAAGUGGCAGUGCGAGAAGAACCUUGCCGGUCUCAAAAUGGAUCUGGACCGUGCCGAGCAGGAGACCACCUCUCUCCGUGUGCUGUUGCAAGAGCAUGAUGACGGGGAUCAAGCCGACGAGGUUCUGGCAACGUCAUCUUCUCUAGAAUCUGCCUACAAGCAGCUACAGGCCCAACGGAACCAGGCCGAAGGCAACGGUGCGAACUCUCAACAGCUUGUGGUCUCUAUCCAGCGCACAGAUGCUCUCGGGAACGACGUCAACCACCAACUUCAAAUGAACAGCUCUCUGCGCGAACGGCUUGCCAAUGCUAUCAACAAGGGCGAACGGGACCAGCAGUGCUCGACUGAGCGUAUCAAUAUUCUUCAGAACCGACUCAAGGGGUUGGAGGACUCCCUCGUGCAAGCUCAGCAGCAUUCCGAGGAAGAGAUGAGCAAGCAUGAGGAGCAGGUCCGCCAGCUGAAGGAAAACCACAAUUCUCAGCUCAUGCGCAUGAAGAACGGGUCGCGUGACCCCGUCACUCUCUCUCCACGACCUCCAAACACCCCCUUCGGGGCACGCUCGCCGCGUCUGGAGAAGACCACCAGCGGGGACGGUAUCCCCUUGACCGAGGUCAUCCAGCCUGAAGCCCUUGAGAAGCAGGUCAAGCAGCUCGAGAGAGCCCUCCGCGAUGCAGACAUGGAAAUGGAGGAGGUGAUCGGGCGGAUGAACCGUGCCCAAAUCGAUGUGGCUAAACUUCAAGCUGAGAGAGACGAGGCCCUCCGCCAAACCCGUCGCCUCCAGACAGACAUUCAAGCCGAGCGUGACGCCUUCAAGUCGAUACUUGGCUACUAA